GUGUGUGUGUGUUUUUCGAGUGUGUGCGGGGUGGGGAGGCGACAAUCUGCUACCGUGCCGCCCGAACUCAAACUGUAAGCAGCUCCAUUGGCCAUAGCCACAUAGAAAACGCCAACGCAGGACCUGCAGCGCCUCGGCCAUAUUGGUGAGGCGUCGGGAGACCGCGGGGGUGCUGACCAUGAAGCGAAACCGAGUGCCCAGCACCAGCGAGGACUCUGAUAAUGGAAGUAACUGCACGUCGUGGUCUCAGAUGUCAAACUCUCACAGGAGACGAGAUGGGAAGAGACCCUCUGAGGUGUUCAGGACGGAUCUUAUCACAGCGAUGAAGCUUCAUGACUCAUACCAGCUGAAUCCGGAGGAAUAUUAUGUUCUCUCGGACCCCUGGAGGCAGGAGUGGGAGAAGGGUGUUCAGGUUCCUGUGAGCCCGCACUCCAUUCCCAAACCCACCGUCCGCAUGGUGGCGGAAAAGCCCUCCUCCUUGUUGUUCACCAGACCGAAGAAGCUGAUUCGCUCGUGGGGCGCGGAGGCAUCUGCUCUGGGCUACGUGGGUAUCGGGGCGCUUUCAGAGGGAACAUGCCGUUACGAUCUGAACGAGGCAGAUGUAGCCUGGCUGGAAGUGGCUAACAAAGAGUUCAGUGCUAUGGGUAUGCAGCUGCUGGACGAGAACACCAUGGAGAGGGUCAUGGAGGAGUUUGAGCGCUUUUGCUACGACAACAUGAAUCACGCCAUGGAGACAGAGGAGGGGCUCGGGAUCGAGUAUGACGAGGACGUGGUGUGCGACGUCUGUCAGUCACCUGAUGGCGAGGACGGCAACGAGAUGGUGUUCUGUGACAAAUGCAACAUAUGUGUGCAUCAGGCAUGUUACGGCAUCCUGAAGGUCCCUGAGGGCAGCUGGCUGUGUCGGACAUGUGCGCUGGGCAUCUCCCCUAAAUGCCAGCUGUGCCCGAAGAAAGGUGGAGCCAUGAAGCCCACCCGCAGUGGCAGCAAGUGGGUCCACGUGAGCUGUGCCCUGUGGAUUCCAGAGGUGAGCAUAGGUAACCCAGAGAAGAUGGAGCCCAUCACAAGUGUGUCUCAGAUCCCCAAUAACAGAUGGGCUCUGAUCUGCUGUCUGUGUAAAGAGAAGACUGGAGCCUGUAUCCAGUGUUCUGCUAAAAGUUGCCGCAUUGCAUUCCACGUGACUUGCGGCCUGCAGUUCGGUCUGAAGAUGAACACCAUCCUGACGGACGACGACGAGGUCAAGUUUAAAUCCUUCUGCCCCACGCACUCGGGCAUGGACUGGUCCGACAGCUACGGAGGAGCGAAAGAGGACGGAGGGAUGGCGGGGAGGGGGAGAGGUGCGGAUGCUGUUUGUCACGCUGACCCGCGCGGAACACACCUCAGCGAGAGAAAGCUCCGCGUCCAGCAGCUGGAGGACGAGUUCUACCGCUUCGUCACUCCCGAUGAUGUUGCCAAGCACUUGCGGUUGCCGCUGGAGACGGUAGACUUCCUGUUCCAGUACUGGAAGCUGAAGCGGAAGGCGAACUUCAACCAGCCACUCAUCACACCCAAGAGAGAGGAAGAGGAAAGCUUGGCGCGUCGAGAACAGGAAGUGCUUCUCCGCAGGCUCCGCCUCUUCACACACCUGCGGCAAGACCUGGAGAGGGUGCGGAACCUGACCUACAUGGUGACCCGUCGGGAGAAGAUCAAGCGGUCCGUGUGUCGAGUGCAGGAGCAGAUAUUUCAUCACCACGUCAGGCUGCUGGAGCAGGGCAGACUCUCUGGUAUAUCUUCCACCAGGCGAUUAGAGGAGGCGAUGUUCUACUUCCGGGCUGCGUCCACGUCUCCGCAGCCUCUGAGAGGCCAUGCAGCUCAGAACAGCGCCACCGAACACUCGCAGAGAAAGGGUGUUCUGCGUCACGGAGCCUCCAAACGAGGUCACGACGAGGAGGAGGAGCCAGCCAAAGUGGCCGGGGCGGAGUCUUCGAUUCUGGGGAAGCUGUCCAGCCCAGAGGGGGUCCUGGACGCUGGCUGUGGUGGUACUGGACGGGUGCAGGGGAGCAAAGCAGACCCAGCUACAGCAAUGUACUCGGGGACCAGAGGGGGGCGCGGUGAAAAUGUAAGGAAUGAAGCAGGGCGCCCUCUAGAGGAGCGAAGGAGGAAGAGGAAGAGCAUGGUGUGGGUACAGCUGCCAGCCAGAGAGAAACAUAAGUCUGGAUCAAAGGUGAUGGAGGAGACACAUGUUGUGGAUCAGAACAGUGUGACAGAGGGGGAGGUGGAGGUUGAUGGCAAAGAAUCCAGAGCUGAAAGUUGUCCCGUUACAGCGCAGUCCAGGUAUAAUGGUUCUCAAAGGAGGAUGAGUUCCAGUCAGGGAAAGCUGUUGGCCAACGGUACGUCAGCGCAGCACAUCAAAAACUGGGGAAGCUUCCGGAUUCCGAAACGAAGCGAAAAGACUGCGGGAGAAGAACAUGAGCAGACGGAGGGGCGGGGCUUCACCCACUCUCCUCCUAUCAGCUCUGUAGAUGCAAGCCCCGCCCCCACCACCUCCCCUCCAAUCAGAACUCGGCUAAGGACAGGCACGGAGAACCGCAGCUUCACCCCGGAGACGGAGCACAGCCAAUCGGAGCAGAAGAAGAGAUGCCACGCCCAGCGGCUUCGGAGUCACGAUCCAAUCACACCACGCUACGGGUCGGAGGUUUUACGGCGCGGCGUUCUCGCGUCGUAAUCAACGUCAAAGUGACAGUUACCAAGAAAACUUUAUGUGAAGUUAUGUGUCAAAAAUUUAAUAUUUUUCUUGUGUAAUCCAAAUAAAAGCAGCACUAAGAGGAGCCACAUGUAAGAUUUUUAUUUAUUUUUAUGGUUUAUUUUGUAUUUUAUUAAAUGAUCUUUGUAAGAUCUUCAUACGUCAGUCGAAAAUAUCAAAUUUAACAGUGAAAGAUCUUGUUUCUUGUUCUGAUCUUCCCAAAGACAAACUAGCUUAACACUGUCAGGAAAUGCUGAUCACACAGACACAAAAAGGGUUAAUAAUUAAUAAGCUAACAAACAAAUUCCAACACACAAUCACUAUUAUCAACAGCACGGCAGACUCGAUCUUACUUGUGGCUCCUUUUAAGACUCUGUUACCGGACCGAUAUUUAUUUUUCUAUUUCGUACAUUUCUUGAUGCUGCUUUCUUUCGUUUUGUGCUUCGUUUACUUUCCUGAGCGGUUUUCUUUGUUUCUUUCUUUUUUUUUCCCUUUUCUCCUCUCGUCGCCCGCUACAGUGCUACACGACAAGAUCACACACGCUAACAGAUAAGCUCAUAAUCAAAUACAGUUAAACUAGUCUGGCUGAAUUUAAUUAGCUUAAUUUCUGUUGUUUAAAAAAAACAAAAAAACAAAAAAAACAUGAUUUCACAUGUAAUUGUGUCUUGGAAAAACAUAUGAACGUAGUGUUGAACGCAGGUUUGACCGAUUUGUACAAUCAUAACUAGCACUUGGCGCAGUGGUUUCCGGUCUCGGUCUUUGGGGCCGUGCGCGCUUUGUUUUGUUUUUGUUCAACUCAUCACGUUUUCGAUUGGGGAAAUUGUGCAUUGCUUUGGGAACCACUGAGUUAGUAAACCAUUUACUACAUUAACAUCAUGGAUAGAAAGGUGUGGCCUGCCAUACUGGCUCAGAUCAGUUAUGAGUUGUUUGGCACUUAAUUGUCACCAAUAAUCCUAUAAAAAAAAGUUUGUUUUCUUUUUUCUGGGCUAGAUACCAGAGUCUAUCCAUGAAAAUGUAUUUAUGGAUUUAUUUAUUUCCUUAUGUUUUUUUUUUUAUGUAAAGAGGCUUUGGCGCUCUUGUGUCGUCAUGGCAUCUUUCUCUCCUCAGGUAAUGUUUUAUUUUGUGUACUUUCCGUAAAGGUUUUUCCCCCCAGACAUCAGCUAAGAUAGACUAAAAAUGAUUUUCAAUGGAGAUACACCAUCGACGGUGUAAUCCAGUCCACAAAAAAUGGCCCAAAGUGUUUUUUUUUGUUUGUUUGUUUGUUUUUUUCCUUGAGGAAAAUGUUCUUGUUCAUGUCACAUUCAAGUACAUGUACACAUGGUGUUAAAGGUGUUUUUGGUCUAAUAAUAAUAAUAAUAAUAAUUAUUAUUAUUAUAGUAAUAAUAGUAACAAUGCCAUUGAUUUGGUUCACUCCAACAAGGCACAGCAGCCUGGCUGUUUAGGGGUCAGUUCUUCAAAACCACUGCAGCUUGAUUUGUCUAACAGUCAAUGUAAGUUAGGAGCCACAGUUAGCGUCAUUUCAUUUACCUGUUUCUUAGUGGUGGUUGGCGUAUUUAGCAAUAUUUUGUUGCUGUCAGGACAAAGCCGUGCAUCUCCAUUUUAAUCGCUUUUUGGACAUAAUUAAUUUUGUCUCAACUAUUACAUCAUUCCCUGAUCGCAGUCAUGAACUAAUCGCAAUUACUUUCCAUAGUUGUCACAAUUAUGUAUACAUGACAAGCGACUAUGACCUGGGUGCAUUUUCCUCAGGAGGAACGAAGCAAAUGCAUGUAAAUAAAAGAAAUCAGUAAACGCAUUUAUUGAGACACACCAUGGGUCUUAUAAAAUCAACUAACUUUUGUUAGAAGUAAUGUUUUAACACCUUUAGAGGGCAGCAGUGAGUAAUGGUCAAGCUUGAGCAGUCAGUUGUUAGCUAGCAAGUAUUGACAGUAAGAUAAUGAAUUAAAGACAACUUGGCCAUUUUAGAAUUGUACUUUAAUAAUUGCACUGAACGAAAAAAGACAGUUUUUCAGAUUUGAUUAUAAAGCAAAUAAUCAUCAACUUAAAUUUGAGGAUCUUGACAGGCCUAGAGAUGUCUUGAAAGCCUGCAGUUGCACUUUACAUGGGAAAAUUUCAUGACAAAUGGACCAACAGAAACAGUCUAAAAUUAUUUUCUAAAAAUCUUAAUCUAUAUUAAUGAUACAUUUUUUUUUCCUUUUCCUGUAAAGUUACCAUUUUGGAAAUCUGAGGUUUUGUUCUGACAGUGACAAUUUAGUAACAGGCACUGUAUCUUCAAAGGAACAGCUGGACUAAACAAAAUUGACACUGUGUCCAAAAGUAUCCAGGCAGCUCUUCUGCACCCACUGAUGCAGGUGUUCAACUACAACAGCUUGUAUUAUUGCCGUAGAAAAGCACUGACCAAUAGAAUGGAUGCUCUAGUGCAGCUACAUGAGCCGAAGGUCACCAUGCCCAAUGCCAAGCGUGGGCUAGAGGGGUAUAAAGCCCCCCAGCAUUGGGCUGCGGAGCAGUGGAACUGUUCUCUGGAGUGAUGGAGCUCCAUCCAAUACCUUUGAGAUGAGUUCGAGGGAUCAACCAAAAUCAGUACCUGACCUCACUAAUGCUCAAUAAAAUCCUCACAGCAAUGUUCAGAGUAGAGGCUGUUACUGCAGCACAAACUCACUUUUAAUACCUUCAUUUCAGAAGACACCUUUGGACACAGUACAGCGUCAUUUAAUUUGCUGAUUGUUUCUUUCUAAACAUUAAUAACAUGCAGUUUAGUUUUAAAGGAAUAACGUGGUAUUAGUUGCUAAUGUGGCUAUCAAUGAAUGAAGUUAGUAGCCACAAUUAGCAUCAUUCAGUUUGCAUCAUUCUAGGUGGUUGCAAUUCAAAUUCAUUCGUUUUUUAUAAGAUUAGCACUUUGACAUUAGUAUUCUUUGAAGAACUGAUCCUUGAAGCAAAAAUAUGGAAGAUGGAUUUAGUAAACAGUGGCCUAGACCCCCAAUAGGCCUUGGAACUAGUGUUUUUGGGGGGGCUGGGUCUAGACCGGGCCUAGACUGGUCUUAUAAGUGCAUUCUCUUAGAAACUGUUCCCAGAUCAGCACUUCUGCUGUUUAAAGGUUCUUCAUGCAAGUAAAAUGCUGAGAUGAACUCACACUUGAUUGUUAACAUGUGACUGGAUUUCACACAAGGAGCCUUUCCAGCUAACAAGGAUCAUGAAUUUAGGAUAACGUUAUCGGACAGCCUGCAUAUCUUUAGCAUCCUGUGCAUCCGCAAGUUAGAAGUAUUCAUGUUUAGUUCAGUGACCUCCAUUUAAACAUGGACCCAUAUUGCACUAAGUUAAAAAGAAUGAGAAAAAAAAAUGUAUUGUGUAUCGCAAAAUGAUUGAAAUCAUGCA
This is a messenger RNA of Colossoma macropomum (tambaqui), 6088 nucleotides long. It is a transcript of the gene jade1, whose product is annotated as jade family PHD finger 1. The transcript has 11 exons. Gene Ontology annotation, biological process: regulation of transcription by RNA polymerase II. The coding region runs from base 179 to 2701 and encodes 840 amino acids. The record is from RefSeq and is a predicted model, not a curated record. Gene Ontology annotation, cellular component: histone acetyltransferase complex. NCBI's taxonomy places the organism in Eukaryota, Metazoa, Chordata, Actinopteri, Characiformes, Serrasalmidae.